CUGUCUUGUCUUAGCAAUUUACUUAUAUGAAUCGAUCGUGCAAAUUUUCAUCAGUGUCCAUCAUUAAACGUCAGUGAUAAGAAUAACACAGACCAAAAACAUUUUCCAAAUUUGACUCUAAUAUUGUUUUUAUAUGAAUUACAAUUAAUGAAAAACGAUCUAAUCCAAACAAUUUAAGGUAGCAAAAAACUCCUACAUUCUCAUGCAUAACAUACAACAACAUUCAGUCAUGCACAUGACACAUUCAGACAUGCACAUACCUUCGCACACGGGUACAAACAUUGAUUCUUAAGAAUGGCAAAAAUUCCACCCGUAACGAAAAUUUCACCCAGAUUAAUUCGAAUUCUCGGGUGCAAUCCAGGACCGAUGACCUUGCAAGGUACAAAUACAUACUUAAUAGGAUCUGGUCAAAGGCGGAUACUUGUCGAUACUGGCGAUGCGAAUGUGCCGGAGUACGUUAGAAACAUUAAAUCUACUUUGUUCGAUGAAAGAAUCUUGAUAAACGACAUAAUAAUUUCUCAUUGGCAUCAUGAUCAUAUCGGUGGAGUAAACGAUGUUUUAAAUGUCAUCGAAAAUAGAGACACGUGUAAGGUAUGGAAAUUUCCUCGUGUAGAUGCAACUGAAACGGUUCCAAAUAUCAAUUUAUUGCAAGAUGGCCAAAAGUUUGUGGUUGAUGGAGCAACUCUUGAAGUUUUGCAUACACCCGGACAUACCACUGAUCAUAUAAUUUUAUUACUGCACGAGGAAAACUCGAUAUUCAGUGGAGAUUGUAUUCUUGGAGAAGGUACAUCUGUUUUCGAAGAUCUUCAUAGUUACAUGAAUAGCUUGCAAAAAAUUUUAAGCAUGAAACCAACCGUUAUUUAUCCUGGUCACGGUAAUAUUAUACAGGACCCAGAGGAACGCUUAAGGCAUUAUAUAGACCACAGGAAGCAACGUGAAGCCCAGAUUAUGACAGUUUUUAAGCAACAACCUAAUCUUAGAUUCAGUGAAAUGGAUCUAGUUAAAAUAAUAUAUAAAGAUACCCCCAAGAAUUUGUGGGUAGCUGCAGCUAUCAAUGUUAAUCAUCAUUUGAGAAAACUUACUAUUGAAAAGAAAAUCAUUCAAGAAGGAGAUUUUUGGAUGUUUAUAAAUAAAGCAGCUUCUUUAUAAAACCUCAAUGUAGAAAAUUCGGGCAUGAAUUACUUUUGGUCCAAUUUACUAAAGCGUAUUCUUAAUAAAUGUCAGUUUCAUUUUUUGAAAAUAAAACACAUAA
This is a messenger RNA of Malaya genurostris, 1252 nucleotides long. RefSeq names its product beta-lactamase-like protein 2 homolog. Bases 295 to 1149 code for a protein of 284 amino acids. Gene Ontology annotation, cellular component: mitochondrial matrix. Gene Ontology annotation, molecular function: single-stranded RNA binding; RNA endonuclease activity. The record is from RefSeq and is a predicted model, not a curated record. The transcript has 6 exons. NCBI's taxonomy places the organism in Eukaryota, Metazoa, Arthropoda, Insecta, Diptera, Culicidae.